CCUGAAGAGGGUUUAAACUUCAAAGCGUAAAGGGCUGCUUCUGCACCGUUAUUUUCAAAGCAUUUGCCUCUGUAUUUUAGCCAAUUAAGAAGAAGAACAAGAAGGGGAAUUCAAAAUUGAAAGGGCCAGGCAAAGUAGAUUACCACGAAUUAUUACUAGCAUUAGCAGCCACCAAGCAUUGAAAUUAGUAUAUCGAUUCGAUUCUGUUUUUCUGGGGUUGAGUGAGUGUGACUGAGGCGACAAUGAAGAAGCUCCGAUGCGCAAUAGACGGUGAAUUAUGGGAAUUGGACGCUUCCACCCCUCGUACCCUUGAAGGAGCGGCGCGUGCUGUUCCAGGGAAGGCAUUACCUUUGGGUUUAUCAAGAGGGACUAAACUUUUCAGGCCUAACCAGAUCGAUUUCAUGCAACGGUUCAUGGCUGCCCCUUUUCUUCCCUCUUAUACCCAUUACCUUGGGGUUACAAUUCAGCGAGUAUUGAGCAUCCCUGUUAGUGAGAAUUGGUCUGCUCUUUUGCUUGGUCAGUUCAACCUGCGUAAGUUUUUGUCGUCUUUAAAGGAAAAUGGAGGUGGAGAUGGUGUGCGUAAGCGUGACCUUAAAUCAAUUGGGAAGCUUUUUCUUGAUAAGUCAUUGUAUGCCCUUGGGUUCUCUUCCGAAGUGUUGUUAACCCCUGAUGACACUCUGCUUUUAAGCUCUGAUUCAUAUUAUGCUCAUAAUUCCUCUUCCAUUCCUAGAAAGAAAGCUGUUUUCCAUCAUAAGUUUCCACAUCAUAAUUUGACAGUGGAUGCAGCUUGGCCUGCUCUCUUUGUGGACAAAGAGACUGGUACUUACUGGGAUGUGCCUUUCUCCAUGGCAAUUGAUUUGGCUUCUCUUCCAUUGGAUUCUGGUCUCAGUUAUCAUUUGUGCCUACACCAUAACCAUGGGUCACCAAAGCAAUUUCAAGGUGAUCCCAUUGCUCAAGUCCCCGCUUCUCUAUUUCCUGGCGUUUCUGCUAAAUGCGCCUUUUCUUACGAGAAGAAUGUUGACAUUUGGAGAAGCAAAGCUCAGAAACUGAAGAUGGUUCAACCGUAUGACAUAUUCCUUUCAAAUCCCCAUGUUUCAGCAUCAGGAACCAUUGGUGCUGCUUUGAGUGCGAAUUUUGGGGAGAGUUCGGUCAGAUUAGUUGAAGAUGCUAAAGAUAUUAAGCAGUUAUCAUAUCAUAAUCCAACUCUAAAAUCUACCCUUCUAGGGGAUAUAUUUGCAUCCAUGUCAUUUACGGCCCAGCACGGGAACUUCCAACGGCUAGUUUCUGAUCUUACAAGAUUUCACGUUCGCAUGGAUUUCCCUUCUGGUUCUAAAUUCCUUUCAGGUGCCACACUAUUAGUUCAAGAUCUUUUGAACUCACACCAGCCUAGUCCAGAAGCAGUUAAAAUGAUCUGCCCAACUACCUCCCUUUCACUUCAGCAGCAGAUUGCAGGGCCUUUCAGUUUUAGAGUUGAUUCAGGGGUUGUGAUUGAUUUCAAGGACAAAGGUUGGCACAUACAAGCAGACCAACCAGUGUUUGCAAUUGAAUAUGCAUUGCAGGUCCUUUGGUCCGCAAAGGCUGUUGCUUGGUAUUCCCCAAAGCAUCAAGAGUUCAUGGUAGAGCUUCGUUUUCUCGAGAGUUAAACCCCCUUUUUCUUUCUGCCCUUUGUGUAUGUUUUUGAAGUUUCCAUUAUUGUAUCUUCUACUGCCUUCAAUUAUUUCAAGGAUGUUCCUCACCUUUUCACA
This is a messenger RNA of Gossypium raimondii (Peruvian cotton), 1745 nucleotides long. Its product is annotated as protein TRIGALACTOSYLDIACYLGLYCEROL 4, chloroplastic. Gene Ontology annotation, biological process: ER to chloroplast lipid transport; acylglycerol transport. Gene Ontology annotation, molecular function: phosphatidic acid binding. The coding region runs from base 243 to 1643 and encodes 466 amino acids. The transcript is spliced from 4 exons. Gene Ontology annotation, cellular component: chloroplast envelope. Lineage: Eukaryota; Viridiplantae; Streptophyta; Magnoliopsida; Malvales; Malvaceae. The record is from RefSeq and is a predicted model, not a curated record.